GCUGGAAAUAAUAAGCGCACAAGUAAAAGUCACAUGUUUCCUGUUUUCCACGUCUACCAAAGAGUCACGCAAACUCGGAAACUCAAAAUGGCCGACGGUCGUCUGCAAGGCAAAGAAAUUAUUGUCACUGCAGCAGCGCAAGGAAUCGGUCGUGCUGUUGCCGAAGAAUUUGCCAAGGAGGGUGCUAAUGUUUUAGCCACCGACAUCAACGGCGAAAAACUCGCUGAACUGAACUCUGUCAAAGGAAUACGAACCAAGAUCUUAGACGUGACGAACUACGAUGCGAUUAAAGAACUGGUCAAAGAUUUCUCCAAGUUAGACGUGCUCUUCAACUGCGCUGGGUUUGUUCAUAAUGGAUCGAUUUUGGACUGUGAGGAGAAAGAUUGGGAUCUUUCCUUUGAUAUAAAUGUGAAGAGCAUGUAUCGUUUGACGCGACAAUUUCUCCCCAUCAUGCUCGCAAACGGUGGAGGAGUAAUUAUCAACAUGGCCUCUGUAGCUUCGAGCAUUAAGGGAGUUCCGAAUCGUUUUGUGUACAGCACAACAAAGGGUGCAGUCAUCGCCUUCACCAAAGCACUAGCAGCUGACUUCACCGCGCAGGGAAUUCGUACCCAUGCCAUUUGCCCUGCCACAGUGGAUACUCCUUCACUGCGAGGGCGAAUCAACAGUGCCCCAGAUCCUGAAGAAGCCAUGAAGAAAUUCCUGGCUCGGCAGAAACAGGGAAGACUUGGAAGACCUGACGAAAUUGCAAAACUUUCUGUUUUCCUUGCGUCAGAUGAGGCGCCUUACAUGACGGGCUGUGAGCAUAUCAUCGAUGGAGGAUGGAUGCUUGGCUAAGUGCCUGUUGGUAGGGGGGAGGGGUGGGGUCACCGCUUAGGCCUGAUAUCUUAAUCAUUUCUAAUUAAAAGAAUCAUCGAUUUUCUGUCAUGUGAACUUGUUCAAACUGAUAUUGAAGCAAACCCUAGUUAAUUAUCUUAGUCUUACUGCCUUAUUUUAGACUAUCACUAUUAUCAAGACUUAGAAAUAAAUGAAAUGGGUGGCAGGUGGCAUAGCUUAUUCAGUUAAUAAUUAAUGUAUUUUAUCAAAGAGCUCUCAAAGUCAAAGAAAGAUUUAGUUUAUUUUCAGCAUUGAUAUUUAGCUCUAAUGUUGAUACACUGUCUUGGAGGCAAAUUGGUAUCAGGAGGGGGGUGGGGAAUGGUGAAAUAAGGGAUGACUCCUCCUUCAGCUCUGCCAUGCCCAAGGUUUGAAAUUUAAAUAGGGAGCCCUCCCUAAGACUCACCAAUUUAUUUUUGUAAAUGAAAUAGUUUUAACCCUUUAACUCUCAAGAUUUGAUUGUUAAUUCUCCACUGUAGCUGCUACACAUUUACUUGUUGAUUAGUUAUGAAAAUUUGGUGUUAGAUCAAGAUGACAACUUCUGCCUGAUAAGUCUGAGUAUUCUCAUUACCUUUUUGCUGGAUAAUGUAUGAAUAUUAUGGGGAGAAGUUACAUGCUAAUCACUUCUGGGAGUUACAUAAGCAUAAACAGAUUUUUCUUUCUGAUUUCUAGGGCUUAAGUCAAUGUAUUUUAACUUUUUUUGGACUAUACUUUGUAAUGAAACAAAAUUAUUUUAUAUGAUGAACUGAGUAUGUAAAAAUAGACCAGAAAGAUGUUUUCUACUAUUAUAGUAAUUUUAUUCAAACUCUUGAUUGGUUCCAAGGACCCAAACAUUGAAAUAAAUAAAAUACUCCUCAAAC
This is a messenger RNA of Pocillopora meandrina, 1730 nucleotides long. The record is from the annotation of a GenBank genome assembly. Lineage: Eukaryota; Metazoa; Cnidaria; Anthozoa; Scleractinia; Pocilloporidae.